CUCAGUCCAAUAAGGAAGAGAAGAAUUGGAAUUCGGCAACACUAGAACGCACGACCGAAUAAAGCAGAAAGAAACGGCGUCGUAUCAACCAGCUCCGUCGUUUCACUCCACCAUCAGCACCACCUUCAAAUUCAAUUUCAACUUCAACUUCAACUCUCUCUGUAAAACACAACCCUAAUUUCUUCAAUCCAAUGACACCACGCACGGACGAAUAUGAACAAGAUAACAAUGACCUAAACGCCACCGACGACGAUGACAGCGACGACGACGGUCUCAAAGAAGACAUGGCCGCCGUCGCGCGAGCCUGUAAGUUCAAAGUAGACGAAAUUCCGUCUGAAGAAGAUCCUCUUUUGGCUUCUGGAGAUGAAAUUCCGUAUGAAAAAGAUCCUCUUUUGGCCUCUGGCGACGCAAUUGUCCCAUUCACCGGUACUGCGGACUCUGACUCUGACGGACAAAGUGACCGUGAAUGUCUCAAUAGAGUUAAGAGUCUCUGUCUGAAUAUUGAUUCUAUUCCUCAUCUGCAGCCGGCGGCAGCUGCUUCUGACGAUGAUGAAGAUGACAUGGAAACAGUUCGCUCCAUCUUCAAACGGUUUUCCGCUUAUGAUAGAGGUGGAUGGGAAGCAUGGUCUGAAGAGGAUCAGACCACGGGUUUAAUUGCUGAGAAGGAUGUUGCCAAGUGCUCCAUUUCUGACAGAUCAGAUGCCGGUAAAAUGUGUCCUGAUUCUCAAUGCCUUGAUAAUGACAGAUCAGAUGCCGGUGAAAUGUGUCCUGAUUCUCAAUGCCUUGAUAAUGACACCAAUUUGCUGAUUGAUACAUGUGAUUUUGACGAGACUUAUGAAAAAGAUGCUGGAUUGGCUUCUCAAGUAUUGAAUAAAAGAUCAAGAUUUCCUCCGUCGGCUCAAGCUUUUGUUGACGUCCUCUCGAAGAAUAGAGCUCUCCAGCAAUUUCUUAGAAGUAAGUUGAUUGAAAUUGAAGCAAAAAUUGAAGUAAACAACAAGCUAAGGGAAAAAGUUAAAAUCCUUAAGGAUUUCCAGGUUUCAUGCAAUAGAAGAACGGGGAGUGCUUUAUCAAUGAAAAAGGAUCCGCGUGUGCAGUUAAUAUCAUCCAAGAAGUCUUUUGCAACAAAAAAGUCAAAGAACAAUAAUAAGAAAGUGUCUGCAAUGCGUUAUGGCCCAGAUGAGAAUUCUCGUGUUGCUAACUAUAAGAUGGUAUUGGAAAGAUUUCCGCUCUCUUUGGAUAGGAAAAAGUGGUCAAAUAAGGAAAGGGAGAGUCUUUCAAAGGGAAUUAAGCAACAAUUCCAAGAAACAGUGUAUCAAAUUUCAGUUGAUAGAAUGGGUUCAGAGUGCUCUCCCGGAGACAUAAUUGAUUCAUUUAAAGGUCUUGAAAUCACACCAGUGAGGAUUAGAGCAUUUUUACCUAAAGUUAAAUGGGAUCCAUUGGCUUCUAUGCAUGUUACUGGCCGUACUGGUGCUGAAUGUGAAUCACGGUGGUUGAAUUGUGAAGACCCUUUGAUCAAUCAUGGCUCAUGGACUGGUGAAGAGGAUAGGUCUCUUUUGAUUAUUGUCCAAGAGACUGGUAUCAGGAAUUGGUUUGACAUUGCUGCAUCAUUGGCCACAAACAGGACUCCAUUUCAAUGCUUGGCACGAUACCAAAGGAGCUUAAAUUCUUCGAUGAUAAAUAGUGAAUGGACUGAGGAAGAAGAUGCUCAACUUUGUUCUGCUGUUGCAUAUUUUGGUGAGAGUAAUUGGCAGUCGGUGGCUUCUGUUUUAGAACGGCGGACGGGAACCCAGUGCUCAAAUAGAUGGAAAAAAUCAAUUUGUCCUGUGAGGAAAGGAAGCUUUACACCCGAGGAGGAUGAACGCCUUACAGUAGCAGUUGCGCUGUUUGGAAGGAAAUGGAAUCAAAUAGCUAAAUAUGUUCCUGGCCGGAUUCAAUCUCAGUGUAGAGAAAGAUACCUUAAUAGUUUGGAUCCUUCUUUGAAAUGGGGUGGAUGGACUGAGGAAGAGGAUUUAAGAUUAGAAGCUGCAAUCACCAAGUAUGGGUAUUGCUGGUCUAAGGUGGCUGAAGACGUACCUCCCCGCACUGAUUCUCAAUGUCGGAAGAGAUGGAAGGUGAUAUGUCCUGAACAAGUUCCUUUGCUACAAGAAGCAAGAAAGAGGCAAAGGUCUCUUCUUGCCAGGAACUUUGUCGAUCGAGAAUCAGAACGUCCAGCCCUUACACUGAAUGACUUCAUUCCUUUACAAAUGUUAGUUCCACCAUCUGAUGUUGAUGCUGAGAAACUCCAAAGGAAGCGGAAGAGAAAGUCGCGCGGCAUUUGCAAGGAAGAGAGGUCCAAAAAACAUGGAAAGGAGACUGAACUUUGUACCGUGGAAGCACGAGGCGCAGAUCCCAAGAAAGAGAGGCCUAAAAGACAUGCAAAAAAGAAAUCAUUUUAUCCUGAGGAUGUAGAAGAUAUAGUUCCCAAGAAAGAGAAGCCUAAAAGACAUUUGAAGAAGGCUCGAAUUUGUCCUGAGGAAGUACAAUAUAUAACAGCAUAUAAUGAUAGGGUCAAGACUUCUGGUGUUGGUGGUGUUCCAAUCUCUGCACCGAGCAAUGUUCCCAAGAAAAUGAGAUCUAAAAGAGGUGCUAAAAAGGCUCAGCCCAAGGAAGUAGAUAAUAUAGCAUGUAGUGACGAGGUCAACACUUGUAUCAAGAGUUCAGAAAGUCAAGAUGGAGACAACAUAACACUUGCAUGCUUUUUACGCAACAAAUCAAAGAAGAAACUAUCUCAAUGUACCAAAACCGCCAGCAAUGGUUUGUCUUCCUCUAGGACAAAGUCUGUAUCUAAGCAGGUUGAAAAUCAAAUCCCAUCUGGUGAGCAAGACAGAUUGUCUCUGUCAUGUGGUAUUGGUGGAACUAAAGAUUUGUUAAUGCAAACAGAAGAUGAUUCUAGCAGACAAGUGAGAAAACCAGAAGGUACAAAUGCAACUAGAAAAUCAGAGGCUGAACACAAUUUGAAUGGUGAUGGCAAUGCUAUACCUCUUAAGUUCUAUGUUAGAAAGAAAACAAAGAAAUGGAGUCAAGUUACUGAAGGAUGCCAUGCUUGCUCUCCCUCCAUAUUGAAAAAGGGAUCUACAUUACUCCAUGGAAACAAGCCAACCAUCAUUUCUAACGAUAGUGAACCAUCGAUGUCAAAAGUUGUUGAAGAGGAGACUGUUUUAAAUGGUGGUGUGGCUGAAGCUGAACCCACAAACAUCAAUGUUGUCGAAGAAGAGACUGUUCUGCAUGGUGGUGUGCCUGAAGCUGAACCCACAAACUUCCUUGUUGUUGAAGAGGAGACUGUUUUAAAUGGUGGUGUGGCUGAAGCUGAACCCACAAAUAUUAAUGUUGUCGAAGAAGAGACUGUUCUGCAUGGUGGUGUGGCUGAAGCUGAACCCACAAACAUCAAUGUUGUCGAAGAAGAGACUGUUCUGCAUGGUGGUGUGGCUGAAGCUGAACCCACAAACAUCAAUGUUGUUGAAGAAGAGACUGUUCUGCACGGUGCUGUGGCUGAAGCUGAACCCACAAACAUCAAUGGUGUCGAAGAAGAGACUGUUCUGCACGGUGGUGUGGCUGAAGCUGAACCCACAAACCUCCUUGUUGUUGAAGAGGAGACUGUUUUAAAUGGUGGUGUGGCUGAAGCUGAACCAACAAACAUCGAUGUUGUCGAAGAAGAGACUGUUCUGCACAGUGGCGUGGCUGAAGCUGAACCCACAAACUUCCUUGUCGUUGAAGAAGAGACUAUUCUGCAUGGUGGUGUGGCUGAUGCUGAACCCCCAACCAUCAAUGCGGUUGAAAAGGAGACUAUUAUGCACGGUGGUGUGUCUGAUACUGAACCCACAAACAUCGAAAUGCAAGAAAAUGAUGAACUGCCGCUUUCCUUCCUGAAAAACAAGACAAGGAGAUGGCAAAGACGGCCCAAUAUUCGGAAAUGAAGCUGUCGCUGAUGAUCCAAUUCACCUGGGCUGGUAACCUGUUUGUUUUCCAACUCCUAGGUAUGUAUAAAUACAAAACAGUGGAUAAAAACAUGUGCUCGGAAAUUGUGGAAUGGCAAAACCAUAUCAUAAGCAGAAGCUAGGUGGUUGGUAACUGCCAAAAGCUGAUAUAGCCAUGAUCAUGAAUUUAACCCAGAUUGCCUGCAGUAGAAAAAUAAAGGACCCCAUGGCCCGGAUUGCAUGUGACUGCAACUGCAGCAUAUUGCUACGGUAGGAAUCUUCUGAUUUAGACGAGGACAUAGUAAAAGGCAGUGAGUUUUGAGAUAACAAGCAUGCCAUUGGAAUUUUGCUGAGCUUUUGGUCUGUAUAGAAGCACAUUUUCGGCCUAGCCUAUGUAUAUAUACUGUUGGACUGCCAGAAUUUUGUAGGCUUGAAAUGAGUUAGAUUUUUGAUUAGUAAUACACUAACAAACCUAACGCAACUACAUGUAAGCAUGGGAAAUUUUACCAUGACAAAUAGAAUCAAAUUGGAUUUCAAACCGGCAAGAUUUUAAGAAA
Molecule: messenger RNA, 4510 nt
Organism: Lathyrus oleraceus (garden pea)
Lineage: Eukaryota; Viridiplantae; Streptophyta; Magnoliopsida; Fabales; Fabaceae
Exons: 9
Coding region: 192-3953 (1253 amino acids)
Biological process (GO): snRNA transcription by RNA polymerase III; snRNA transcription by RNA polymerase II
Cellular component (GO): snRNA-activating protein complex
Molecular function (GO): RNA polymerase III type 3 promoter sequence-specific DNA binding; RNA polymerase II cis-regulatory region sequence-specific DNA binding
Source: RefSeq, a predicted model, not a curated record